AUGGCUAUGAUUAUGAGUCAUUAUUCGAACAAGAAUAAGAAGAUCAAGUUCCACUACAGUUAUGGAGGCAAAAUCAUCUUCGAUGCCCCCACUGUGCGAUACGCUGGUGGCACUCAUGGGAUUCUGUCGGUUGACCGAAGUAUCACGUACACCGAGUUGAUCAUGAAGCUAUGGGACACGAGUGCGCCAUCUAUGAGGCUGUGGUGUAAGUUGCCAAGGGAUGAUGUUUUCCAUAUCGUUCCCAUAAGUUGCGAUAAGGAUCUUGCUUGUGUGAUUCAAUUAUAUGAUCGAUGCGGUAAAGAUAAUUUGAAGAUAAGAUUGAUUCUUGACGACUUCCCUGAAACGCUCGUCAUCAAAUUGAUAGCCGAUGCACCGUGUGAUGGUUUCUUGGGAAGGAAGGCUACACAAUGUGUGUAUUAA
Erigeron canadensis is the source of this 420-nucleotide messenger RNA. RefSeq lists its product as uncharacterized. NCBI's taxonomy places the organism in Eukaryota, Viridiplantae, Streptophyta, Magnoliopsida, Asterales, Asteraceae. The transcript has a single exon. The coding region runs from base 1 to 420 and encodes 139 amino acids. Gene Ontology annotation, molecular function: protein binding. The record is from RefSeq and is a predicted model, not a curated record.